AUGGGAACCCGAGAAGUGUACGAGGAGAAGCUGAGAAGGGGAAAUCUCCACCAUGAUCCCACCAUUAAACCGGGCCUCGGAUCGGCUCGCUGCCCGCGCUGCCUCUCUCUCUUAAGCCCUAGUUUUGAAAACUCGGAAUGGGAAGUCACUCCUGUUCUGCACGAUGCCACUGCCGUGGUUGGCUCUGGACUUGGUGGGAUGCUAAGUGCAGUGCAUGCUUUCAACACAGGGAUCCCUUAUGUCCAGAAACAUGUGAAGGGGCCAAAGUGGCUUCCUUUUGUAAUUGGGCUUCCUCCUCUGCUAAUGUUAUCCACUGCUAGUGCUGCUUUUGGAGGCUACGCGCUUCCGAAGUUCACUCAACUCACUGUGACAUCUUAUUAUGCUGCUUCAAGUGCUUCACAUUACGAUGAUCAGUUGCAGGUAGCAGGACGGAUGUAUGGGGAUGACCAAGGUCUAGCAAGCUAUAUGAAUUACUUGUUGCUGAAGAGAAGUGUUGAUCUUUUGCCUCUUCGACCUGCACCACCAGUUAAACAAAAGGCCAUCCGACUGUUUGGUAAAGAAUUUGGAGGUAACUCCUUAGUUGAGGCUCAAUCAGAAUCCGAUGAAACUAAUGCUGCAAUCGAAGAGGCAAAUGGAGAGAUGGGCAGCAGAAAAUUCGAAUGCCAGUAUUGUCACAGAAACUUCCCUACUUCUCAGGCCCUUGGAGGCCACCAGAAUGCACACAAGAGAGAGCGCCAACGUGCUAAGCAUGCUUACCUUCAGUCUGCAUUAACUGUGCAUGUUGGCCUCUCUGAUCAGACACCCAUCUUUGACCGGACCAAUUAUCACCAGGGUUCAGCCUCGACCCCUGUUAUGGCUUACACUGGGUUAUACAGAGGCCAAACCUCUUAUUCCCCACUACUACCUAAUGAGAGUCCCUUGGCCUUGCCGCGAAUCCCUUCACAUGCUUACAGUUCCCCUACUUCUAUCAGCAGGGAGCAAUCAACGCAUCAGCGACCGUUGUUUUCUAACCUUAACUCGAGGCUAUCAUCAACCAGUGACUCUAUUUCUCAAAGUGGGUUUGGGAACGUGACAAAACCAAGCUUGAAAGAUCACGUGUGUUUGGAUUUACAUCUUUGA
Messenger RNA from Fraxinus pennsylvanica, 1119 nucleotides. The record is from the annotation of a GenBank genome assembly. NCBI's taxonomy places the organism in Eukaryota, Viridiplantae, Streptophyta, Magnoliopsida, Lamiales, Oleaceae.